UGUGCGAAAAAUCGAUAUAAAGUAUGUAUGUAUUAUUCGUAGGCAAUGCCAAAAUCGUUGAGAAACUUUUAAUAUAUCUACAAAAAUAGCACCGAAAAAAUGCAUUCCGUCGGUGGAGAUUUGCAGGUCGGCGGUACUAGCAAUCAACGACGCAACGGCAACCUAAACAAUGGCAGUGGUAUGGUAAAUACUGGCAAUCACAAUGGCACCAGUCGUCGCAAAUCCCUAAACUAUCAGCCCCAGCUUCAGUUCAGUCACAAAUCAAAUUGCGAUGACACGAUUCUCUGCUCCACUGCCGGUGGACGCUUUAGUCCGCAUCCCAAUGAGAUAUUUUUACAGCAGGCUGGUAAACUGACCGUGCCGCCAUUGGAGAAAUUUGAUGAUUCGGUCACCUGUUGUCUGCCACCACCGUCACCUGCACCAAAUAGCGAUCGCUUUGCCGCCGACAUUGGACAAACCCAGUCUAUAAAUGCCAAUGGUAAUGGCAGCAACCAAAUGCAAAUGCAGCAACAGCUCAACCAUUAUCAGCACUCACAACCCUAUCCCCUCUCAUCAUCGAACUCCACAUCAUCGCUAUGCACAAAUUCGGGUAGCACCCAAUCCUCGGGUGGGGUCAAGCCCGACAACUCAGCUUCCACGGCCAACAAGAAUGCGAUGGUCGGUAAAUAUUCGAUGAGUGGGUGCUCCCAACGAGCGUUGUCGCCAAACUCUCGAUACCGUUUAGAUCGCUAUCGCGAGCCGCAACAAACAAAGAAGGUAAAAAUGUUGGAGAACAUUAGCACAACCUCACCGUCGCCCUCAACUUCGUCGUCAACGCGUCUCUUCUUACCUCCAAAUGCACCCUUGCCCCUGGUGCAGUGUGAUACGUAUGGCUAUCUGGCCUCUACAGUGCAUACACCGGUGAAACGUUAUGUGCCCACUCCACCGCCAGCAAGUGAUCUGUACACGGAUCUGGGCAGUAGCCUUCCAGCAGUAGCCUCCAGUGUCUCCAAUGGGGGCUCGGCGACAGCUCAGUAUGUGAACACCAUGCCUUAUGGCUAUCGUUCCAGCAAAUGCUGUCACAAUGACGCAGUCGAUGCUCAAAACAGCUUCAAUAAGAGCGCACAAACGUUCAAUCUAAUAAACGCAUCCUGCCCCUCGCCUGGCCUAUCAUCGUCGGGGAUGUCGGUGACCUUUUCGGCAGCCUCCACAUGCUCGCCCGUUAUGACAACGGGCCUAUGCAAGGCAAAUCGGCCGACGGUCGGUCAAAACGGCAUGGGAUUGCACAGUUUACCACUCGUUGGGGAGCAAUAUGAGAAGUCAGUGGUGUGUCCAAAUAAUGCGCGCCUGACCACGCCCGAAGAUGCCGAUUCGGUAAUUACACCGGGUGCCUCAGCUGGCACUUGUCUGCAUUGCAACACUGCCCGUCGCACCACUGGUGUGCAUCAGACCACACAAACCACGGGUCCCAUCAGUCCCGUGCCCAUCUCCCAACAGCCGAUCGGCAGCGAGACGUCUAUCUCCAAGCAAACUUAUUGCGCAGCAGCUGCCAGCAAUGGUCACGACCACUCGAACAUUGUCACCCUAUCGCCCUCCACAGUUGAAUCGAAUGUCCUGCAGCUGUCACCCACACAACAAAUGCAACAACAGCAACAGCAACAACAGCAGCAGCAACACCAACAGGCAAAAUUAGUAGACAGCAACAACAUGCAAUUUCAUUGUCAGAAUCAAAGUCAACAAAAUCAAAAUCAGCAACAACAGCAUCAGCAACAGCAACAGCAACAACAGCAGCAUCAGCAACAAUUGUUUACACCACAGUCUACAAAUGGUGGCCCCUCGAUGAUGUCAACAGCCAACUCACCGCGUCUUCAGCAGCAGCAGCAUCAACAACAACAGCAGCAGCAGCAGCAGCAGCAGCAGCAACAGCAACAACAGCAGCCGCAACAGCUGCAUCACAUGCAUGUGCAGCCGCAACAACAAUCGGUUCAGGUGUUGCCGCAACAACAACAAUCGCAUCGGUACUCAUGCAAAAAGCGGAUCAGCUUUUAUUUGAGGAAAGAGGUUUCACGUUUCUUCGGCGUGGAAGCGAGCACUGAGGCUGAAGAUUUUGCGAUAUGGACUGGAAGACAUCGUCGUUUUGCCAUACGACGCUUUGGGGCGCUGGACUCGGAAAUUGAUUAUAAUGUGCCCAUGAGUCGGGAUGUGCGUCCCAAUUUGGAGCUGAAUGCCAAUAUGCCACAAUUCCAUCAGAAUUAUUAUGCACCGGAUCGUCCAGAUAUUUUGCCUGCUCACGACGCACAAAAUGUGGACAUGGGGCUGCACGGCCGAAGACGAAAACUGUAUUCCAAUAACAAUGAUUUCCACACGGGUGAUUAUGUGGAGCGCAAGGCGUCUGUGGCGCACAUGAUGAUGACUAGCAUUAGUUAUUUAAUAAAUAUAUUCAAUAAGCGACCAUCUGCCUAUGGCAAUCGAAGGCAGCGUCAAUGGUCGCGCAGCUUUGCGCCGAUGCAUGUGAGACGAGCUUCCCAGCAUGGCGAACAGGAACUGGAGGAUGGGGCCAUUGCCGAUGGACUGGCAGCGCUUGUCGCCGAAGAAGUGUUCUUCGAUAAUCCAUGCGAGCCAACAACAUCUACGGCCACGAACAAUGUAAACGAAGAGAACGGGGAUCUCUUGCGGCAGCCGAAUAAACAAAAUGCAGCUGCUGGCAGCUCUGUAGGUGUUGGUGUCUACAUAGGAGAACGACAUCAUGGCUGGCGGACUUCGGCGCUAAAUGGCAUCAAUAGUGAUAUUUUGAUUGCUGAUCAAAACCCACGUAUGAACGUCGCCCAGCAGGCAAAUCUGCAUCAGGGCAGCAGCUCUGGUCAGGGACAGCCAGUGGUGCGUGGUGUAGCGAGUUCGGGUCGUGGCACUCGGAUAGCAGCCCAAUUGCUUGAUGGUGUCCUGGAGAAUUCCAGAAGACCACCGGCACGUCGUAUCAAGUAUUUCAGUGUGAAUGAUCUGGACGAUCGCUCGGAUCACCGACCUUUCUUCACAUACUGGAUAAAUACGGUCCAAACUGUGGUCUUAUUUCUGUCGAUCGUCUGUUAUGGCAUUGCACCGAUAGGGUUCGGAACCGAGCAAAAGACUGGACAGGUUCUAGUCACCAGUCUCAGUCUACAAACAGUACAGCAUGUGGAGCAGCGAAACUUUUGGAUCGGACCACGAAAUAAUGAUCUGGUGCAUAUGGGCGCCAAGUUUGCGGCAUGCAUGCGAAGGGAUAUGAAAAUUAUUGAUGUGGUUACCAAGACCAGGAGGCAGGAGCGUGAAACGGCAUGUUGCAUACGAAACGAUGAUUCGGGGUGUGUGCAAAGCUCGCAAGCCGAUUGUUCUAUACGUGGUCUAUAUCCGACGAAAUCCAUAUCUACGUGGAAGAAAUGGUCACCAGGCGAAUCAGGGCCAGGUGGUCGUAUUUCUGGCUCAGUAUGUGGUCUAGAUCCAAAGUUUUGCGACGCCCCGGCUUCUAUAGCGCCUUAUGAAUGGCCAGACGAUAUAACUAAGUGGCCGAUUUGCCGUAAAACCAAUUCGUUUUCACAGCGCUAUCGCUAUAAGGAUCACACUGCCGAACAUAUGGUCUGUGAAGUAAUCGGCCAUCCGUGCUGUACAGGAGUAUAUGGUGAAUGUCGCAUAACCACUAGGGAGUACUGCGACUUUGUAAAUGGCUAUUUCCACGAGGAAGCGUCGCUUUGCUCACAAAUAUCGUGCCUGAACAAUGUAUGCGGCAUGUUUCCAUUCUUCUCCGUGGAAAUUCCAGAUCAGUUUUAUAGACUGUUAACAUCACUCUGCAUGCAUGCUGGUGUCCUACACUUGGCAAUAACACUUAUCUUCCAGCAUUUGUUUCUUGCUGACUUGGAGCGAUUGAUUGGACCCAUACGCACAGCUGUUGUCUAUAUUGGAUCGGGCUUAGCUGGUAAUCUGACGAGCGCUGUUUUAGUACCGCAUAGACCUGAGGUCGGCCCUUCAGCUUCGCUUUGUGGAGUGAUAUCUUCAUUGGUUGCAUUGCUUAUAUUAAUGCAUUGGAAGCAUUUACAUAAGCCCCAUUUAGCAUUAUUCAAGUUGGUGGUAUUGUGUGCCGUCCUCUUUGGCAUCGGCACUUUGCCAUAUCAGCUCAAUUUUGCUGGUUUGCUUGCUGGUGUGGCCUGCGGUGCUUUCCUGACUGUGUCUUUGGUGCCCUUCGCAAGUUUCACCAAAUAUGGCCGGAGGAAAAAGAUAAAUCUCAUUUGGACGUGCAUUAUGUUCCAUGUGUUUGUGUACUCGGUCCUGCUGGCUACGUUCUACAUAUUCCCCAGUGAGUUUAGCACAUUUAACUUUGGGGAUGUGUUCGGCAAUAGCUAUGGUAGUGCCACAAAUAGCAACAUUGGACAUCCAUCUGGAGAUGUUAUAAGCAGCAGCAGCAGUCGUAAAUAUUCCCAAACGCAGAAGCCACAAUAUUAUUACCAUCAUCAUUCCGAUGACAUUAUAAGGAACAGUGCAGCAUUUACUGAUGGAACGGGCAUUUCGCAUAUAAUCCAUGCUGAAGGACAAAGACAAAAAAGUGUUCAACACUGGCAAGAGGCAAUAUAUAGCCGAUCCUUCGUCUACCAUUCGAAUCACAGCGAUCGCAGUUAUAAAAAUAACGGAAAUACAGCUGAACAUGCAAAUAUAUCCAAGAGGAAAGAGAUUUUCAACUCUUUAGAGCUCGGUAGAUUAAAUCUAAAGAAUAAUUCUCAUCUUAUAUCUGAAACAGGCGCGACGGCAACUAAAACGAAUCAUAAGUAUGUAAUUAAUAUGAAUGGUACAGAAUUUAAAGGGCUAUAAAUCCUCCAUGUUUUAAUCAUUGGCAUUACUAUUUAAUAAUAAUAAUAAUGAACAUAAAAUGUGCAAUAGUAGAGGGCACGAAAAUAUAUACCUACAUACAUACAUAUACCCUAAGAAAUCAGAUGAAUAAAAUAGCAGUUUUCUCUUCAGAAAAUUGAGACAUUGACAAGCAGCUGCACUAAUAAACUAAACUCGUUUAAAAAUUCAA
Scaptodrosophila lebanonensis is the source of this 5020-nucleotide messenger RNA. It is a transcript of the gene rho-5, whose product is annotated as inactive rhomboid protein 1. Gene Ontology annotation, cellular component: endoplasmic reticulum membrane. The coding region runs from base 100 to 4812 and encodes 1570 amino acids. The record is from RefSeq and is a predicted model, not a curated record. Gene Ontology annotation, molecular function: serine-type endopeptidase activity. Lineage: Eukaryota; Metazoa; Arthropoda; Insecta; Diptera; Drosophilidae. The transcript is spliced from 7 exons. Gene Ontology annotation, biological process: regulation of protein secretion; regulation of epidermal growth factor receptor signaling pathway.